UUAAAACACUGCUUAAGCUGCGCCAUUUUCCAGCAAUAAAAGCUUCGUAUUUGACCCGGAAAAAGAAGUCAUAAUCGGAUCAAUGUUCUGAGCGUUGAAAACCACGCACUCGCCCUCUCCUCUUCCUCCUCCCCAAUAAGAUCGAAGCUUCUCUUCUCUCGCCGAGGGCCGGACCCGAUCUCAAAUGGCGAUGCUUAGGGUUUUCUUCUUGGCUCUCCUCCUCCUCGCUUCUCCUUUCCUCCAAGUUGCUAGGUGUCAAUCAGAAUCUGAUGUGGAAGCUGCUCAAGUUGUUGAUGAAGGAGGUGAUUUAGGGAUUGUCGGGGAGGAUGCCCAAGACUUUGGCGAUGGAAGUUUCAGUCCUGCUUCAGGAGUGGACACCGUUUGUGUUUUCCCUAAAAAUACUGCACGACUGGUGACGGCUGGGGAAGAGACUGAACUACUAGUUGGAGUAAAAAAUGAUGCGGAAUCAAGCUUGAAUGUCAUUGCAAUCAAGGCCAGCGUACAUCUUCCUGCGGAUCAUCGUCUUCUGGUCCAAAAUCUUACUGCACAGGCUUUUAACAAUGCAUCAAUGCCAAGUUCAGCUCAGGCUUCUUUCCCUUAUAUUUUUGCCGUAAGCAAGUACUUGCAGCCUGGAAUCUAUGAUCUUGCAGGAACCAUUUUUUAUGAGAUAGACCAACAUCCAUAUCAAAGCACCUUCUAUAACGGCACCAUUGAAGUUGUCGAGGCUGGUGUUUUUCUCAGCAUUGAGUCUGUUUUCCUGUUUACUCUUGGAGUUGCCCUUCUUGCCCUUCUUGGAUUGUGGGUAUAUGGUCAGAUACAGAAUAUUUCUAAGAAAACUAAGAGGGCACCAAAGGUGGAAGUUGGAACUGGGACUACAGAUGCCUCUCUCGAUGAAUGGCUGCAGGGAACUGCAUACACCCAGUCUUUAUCCAGCAAGUCAAAAAAGAAGAAGUAGAUCUAUAUGGCUACCGAAGUUGCUACUAAGCUAGCUGCACGACGUAUUUAAGUGAAGGGAACUCUUGUACUUUGCAGUAGGCAUUUGGAUAUUUAAACGAACCCCAGAAGUUGUAGUUUUGGGGAAAUUUAGCCUAGAAAGAACUUGCUUUGCUGUUGUAGCAUGAGAGUACAUUUUAAUUUUUUUUUGGGGGGCAGUGCUGAAAUUUGCUGCUUUUUUGAAUAGCAAAACUAACGGAGAUUGAGUUAGAAAAAUGUCUUCUAGAAUUUUUUGACCAUAUCAAUUUUCAAUUGCGAUUUAAUUAUCA
Malania oleifera is the source of this 1262-nucleotide messenger RNA. RefSeq names its product translocon-associated protein subunit alpha-like. Gene Ontology annotation, cellular component: endoplasmic reticulum; endoplasmic reticulum membrane. The record is from RefSeq and is a predicted model, not a curated record. The coding region runs from base 185 to 955 and encodes 256 amino acids. Lineage: Eukaryota; Viridiplantae; Streptophyta; Magnoliopsida; Santalales; Ximeniaceae. The transcript is spliced from 8 exons.